Thelazia callipaeda (thelaziosis nematode) is the source of this 1077-nucleotide messenger RNA. The record is from the annotation of a GenBank genome assembly. NCBI's taxonomy places the organism in Eukaryota, Metazoa, Nematoda, Chromadorea, Rhabditida, Thelaziidae.
AUGGAUAUUUCAUUUCUUUACCUGCUGUUGUGCUUUUUUACCCAGUUUUUUAUCGUAUUAGCUGGACGGGAUUUUUACAAAAUUCUUAACGUACCACGUGAUGCGAAUAUCAAUAAAAUCAAGAAAGCUUAUCGCAAACUAGCUAAAGAAUUGCAUCCUGAUAAGCAAAGUAGUAAUCCUUUGGCACAAGAGAAAUUUCAAGAUUUAGGUGCAGCAUAUGAGGUUCUCAGUAAUCCAGAAAAGAGGAAAGUGUAUGAUCGUUAUGGUGAAGAAGGUUUGAAAAAUAUAGGUAGUGAUAGUAACGGAUUUCAUGAUCCGUUUUCCUCGUUUUUCGGUGACUUUUUUGGUGGCAGCAGACGCCGUCAGGAGGGAACUCCUGUUGGUGCUGACGUUGUAUUAGAUUUAUGGGUCACUCUUGAAGAAGUAUAUAACGGAAAUUUUAUUGAAAUAAAAAGAGUAAAACCGAUCUACAAGCAAACAAAAGGUACGAGAAAGUGUAAUUGUCAUGAUGAAAUGAGAGCCGAACAGUUAGGUGCUGGUAGGUUCCAGAUGUUUUCAGUGAAAGUGUGCGAUGAAUGCCCCAGUGUUGUACUCAAACAGGAAACCCGAUUUGUUGAGGUUGAAAUUGAAGUGGGAGUGGAUGAAGGACAAACUCAGACAUUCUCAGGAGAAGGUGAGCCUCAUAUCGAAGGCCAACCAGGUGAUUUGAUAUUUGUGACUAGAAUUGAAAAGCACCCGGUCUUUGAGCGCCGUGGUUUGGAUCUUUACACCAAUAUUACCAUAUCAUUACAAGAUGCAUUAAAUGGAUUCAGAAUGGAAAUAACUCAUCUUGAUGGACAUAAAGUUGAGAUUGUUCGGAACAAAAUAACUUGGCCAGGGGCACGAAUUCGAAAAAAGGAUGAAGGGAUGCCUUCAUUUGUAGACAAUAAUAAGAAAGGGAUUCUUUAUAUUACGGUAGAUGUUGAUUUCCCACAUGGUGAAUUAACUUCUGAACAAAAGGAAGUUAUAAAGUCACUUCUUAAACAAGACUUUAUUAAACCAAAGGUUUACAAUGGGUUACAGAUGUCAAAGGAGUGA